Molecule: messenger RNA, 865 nt
Organism: Aspergillus heteromorphus CBS 117.55
Lineage: Eukaryota; Fungi; Ascomycota; Eurotiomycetes; Eurotiales; Aspergillaceae
Exons: 2
Coding region: 136-618 (160 amino acids)
Source: RefSeq, a predicted model, not a curated record
CUUCUCCUCCCCCUCGUGGGAGGCCGGCCAGCCAUGACAUCGUUGCCCGAACCUUUUGACUCUUGACUGAUAUCAUCCAUCCAUCCAUCCAUCCCUUCCUGCCUCCCUCGCUCCCCCCCCCCCCCCCUAUCAUCGAUGAUGACAACCAAGUUAUUAAGCUUUUUGGGAAUACUCUUAGGUUCCCCGGCAGUUUAUCUACGCAGAAACUGGGACGGACUAUAUACCCUCGCACGCAUAUCUAAUAAUAGAGACAUACGUACUGCCCGGGAGUUGCGACGACCCAGACUCAUGCUGCAGAUCAUGACGACCACCCUCAAGGCCAGAGGCAUCCAGAUGGCCGUGCAUGGGAGCAUUCGUCGCCCCUGUGCCACCCAUGCAUGCCGCAAAGCUCCAGGCCCCCAUCCCGAUCAAGAUCCGCACGAUGCUCUUCGCCAUGGGCAUCGCAUCAGCCAGAUAUCGCAAGAUAUCCCGAGACCGUCGGUUUUGUUGCCAGUGUGUGAAAAUCCGGCUAAACCUGACCCAGAUGCGGAGCAUGGCAAGGCAAAGCUCUCCAUCUCGGCCGGCCACCGUCCACCCUGGGAUUCUGGGACACGCGCCUUAAGUAAAAGGCCACCUUGACAGAUCCCCCUAGACCGGGGUCACGUGUGGGUCCCGGUGGGAUUUCAGGGUUCUGGAUGCAUAAAUUACCGGUCUGAAUUACCGCCAGGUACCGUUGGCCCACGGUUACGGUACAUUACAUUCCCACCACAGUCGGGCCCGCUCCGUACACUUGGAUCCAAUUGGGAAGUAUGAAUAGGGCAUUUUAGUACUAGUUGCAUCUAUCUGGGAGUAGUAUCGAGAUUAGAGCCGUGGGAAUUUCUUGCGA